Molecule: messenger RNA, 1219 nt
Organism: Arvicanthis niloticus (Nile rat)
Lineage: Eukaryota; Metazoa; Chordata; Mammalia; Rodentia; Muridae
Source: RefSeq, a predicted model, not a curated record
AUGGCCAGCAGUCUGGAGCAGCAGAUAGAGGGUGUCCCCAGUGGAGAGCCAGGGAGGUCUAUGUCAUCUACCUCCUAAGAGAAAGGGUCCUGGUCACUUUGAUGGCCCUACCUUUCUCCUCAUCUCUCACACCUCUUUUGUGCUUUCUGGAGAAGUCCUGAGCUUGGAAGAAGAGGGGAAGGGAAGUAGAGGAAACCCAGGAAGAGAAGAUCAGAGAGGUGGCGAGGAACUGGAGCUGAUCGGACUCUCUCUCUGGCAGGUAACCAACCAAACGCUGUCAAACCUCAGAAACUUGACCCAGUCAGAAAGAUGUCUGGACGCCAGGUGAGCCGUUCUAACACUUACAACCGCUUGAGCCAACCCAACAACAUGUCCUUCCCUCCUCGAACUCCAGGCUGGACCCAGUACCCCAAUAUGAACAACGGCAAGGGCCUGCGUAGCCGGCUUCCAAGCGGCUCCGAGUCAAGCACUUCCGGCCACUUGGAGCAGUCCUUCAACUCCACCUCCCCAGGACUUCAAUUGGGGAAAAUCUGCAUGGGCCGCCCCUACAACUCCAGGUGUGUGGAGACAAGUCACCUGAUGAGAGGCCCGGUGGUCAAAAAGCCCACUUGUCAUCGUAGCAGCCCUCACUGCCUGAUCUGCACAGACCGGCCGUCAUGCCCCUCUAGCCCUACCUUCCUGGACCAACUCAUCAAAGGCAUCAGUUACCUGGACAGAUCCACCAACGUUUUCAACAACAGCAGCUACCCCAAAGCGCUGAGCUUGCCUCAGCUGGCAGCCACCUACCUGGAAAGAGCUGCUAACUCCCUCUACCUGGACCAAACGGAACGCCCCCCACCCCGCAGCUACUCCACCCCCAGCACUAGCACCGCCACUGCCAAUCACUCCCCAGCCAGCAAUUGCUUGGUCCCUUCCACUAGGGACACCAAAACCCUGCAGUGCCUGGGAGGUUCAACUGCUUUGAGCUACCAGCAACGGCCUAACCACCAGACUUUCAACGUCGAGAUGCCUCAGAGGCCCGGGGUAAAACUGCCAGAGAUCCCUCUGUUUGGCAAUGGGUUCUUCUCCUUAGGUCGUCUGCCCAAGUUCUGGGAAGCAAUCCGCUCUGGAUGGAAUGCUCCUGUGCCCACCCCUAAGCCCGAGGGCUGGUGGUGACAUGGAUGCCAGCUUUGUCGAGUGGGCACAUGGCCACAGUGUGGAAAAUAAAUUAUCAUAAGAC